Penicillium salamii is the source of this 4434-nucleotide messenger RNA. NCBI's taxonomy places the organism in Eukaryota, Fungi, Ascomycota, Eurotiomycetes, Eurotiales, Aspergillaceae. The record is from the annotation of a GenBank genome assembly.
AUGGAGUUUAUCGAUGGGAUCGGUGAGCUUAAGGCUGUUCCCGAAGGAGUCCACUUUUUCUGUCCCCGACAAAGCGACGAUGAUUAUGGCCGAUACGAAGACUUAGACCAGGUGGAUGAAUCGGGUAAGCCGAUUAAGGAUAUUGUGGCCAAAGCCCAAACCCGCAAAGAGACCUUCCUCUCAUCGAUGCGCAUUCUGGCAUAUCACAAAGAUGGGGUUGAAGAGUUUCAAAACUGGAUCCUGGGCAAACUCGACGAUUCUCUCGAAAAAUGCGAUUUGUGCAUCAAGCACUAUUACACUGGAAGGAUCUGGCUGGUGGAUCGACUGAAGGAGGAAAAUUACCAGGAAGACGACAUUGAGGCCUUUGCCCAGAGAAUCGAUGAGUGGGAUAUCAAGAGAAUCACGCGGAACUUGAAAACGGCCACGGAUCAGCUGAGACAGACUCCUCUCGAGAAGAUUAGUUUGGGUGUCUUGGACAGGGCUGCGUUGCUGUCGAUAUUCGAAACUUUGAGUUGCGAGGCCAUGCUACGUAACGAGAGUCUCUUGCAGGAACACUUCGACGAACCGUUCAAACUCAUUCAAACGAAACGAAGUCUCAAGGUCUCCGACUAUAUUCCAGCGGUCACUCGGUUUCUUUUUGAUUCAAACCAGCUUCGAUGUUUCUGGGCCCACAGCACAUGGGCUAGAUACACCAGGUCUCCCACUACCGUCGAAUUUGAAUGGGCAAUCCGGGAUGGACUUCGCUCGGCUUUACAGACUGCUUCGCUACAACCGCCUCAAUUACCGGUCAUUGCGCGUUUGUGGAGAGGGAUGCAGCCUGUUUUACGAAAACUUGACAAGGAACAGAUCACACAUCAGCUGCGAGGUCUUGAGAUAGAUCCUUUCCGUCUAUCUGUGGAUCACAUCGCCAUUCCCUCUCCUGGUCUGCGAUACCUCUUGAAUACCAUCCAGCUUUUCCUUGAGAAGGCACCUGCGGACUUUUGGGAGGCCAUGCAAGCUAUAUCACCCCAAGCAAUCAUGGAGCAAACUUUCUAUAACACGCAGUUCAAUACUUAUCUCAUGGGAGCUACCGAGGGUGAACCGUUCGAAAACUCCCCACUGAAGGACAUGCUGUCAUGGAUUCAACCUUUCCUGAGCUCCCUCAAAGGUGCUCACCAGCCAUCUGCUUGUCGGUUUUUGACAUUGCAAUUACUUGGCAGACUCCAGAAUCCCCAGUACCCUAAUCUGGCCCGAUAUCACUGUUUCCACGUCGGAUUGACCAGCCUCCUUCAGACCUUGCGACGUUUUACCGAUAACGAGUCUUCCCGAGGCUCAGUGACGCGGGUCGUGUUGGCGGAAACAAUGGGAGUCGUGAGCGAUACUAUCAACACGAUCAUCAACCCUCCGACGUUUGCUGUUGAACUGAGCCGUCAGCAGGAUAUUCGCAAUCUUUGCAUGGACGUCGUGCGCAAUACCUUGGCGCUGGAGUGCCAGUCUCUCAAAACUGACUACGAGGUUAUUCUCAAGCACAACACACUCUCACAUGGUGUCUCUACUUACUCUGCCCAAAUUUGGGAUGCUGUCAUCAAAAACCUUCACCAAAGCAACCUGCCGCUGUCAGGCUCCGCACUUCUGGGUAUUUUGCCUCUCGUUGGGCUGGAGAAGUUCACCACAAAAGGCGAAACCAACCAGGAGAAGACCCAUUUCAAUAUGAUUUACGAACAUCUGAUCAAUCUCUCAUGUCGGAUCAUUGAACGUCUUGCAGACUUCCCGCCUGAUCACCUAGAUAAGUUGUUCCAAAGUCAGGACACUAGCAGCGCUGUGAUCUCUGCCCUCUUUGCUGCCGACUUGGACACCUACACAGCUGCGGUUGACCUGAUCAAGAACGCUACGGGUCAAUCUGCUCGAAGAGAUGCUAUCUCCCACCUUCUCCAGUCCUCUUUUACCACUACUGUCUAUGGUUUAAGUUGGUCUUUCCGCCGUAUCUCGACGAUGAAAACCUUCGCACCUGCACCAAGAAUGCUGUACACUGGUACAGACAUCGUUGAGACGCUAUGCGAUAACCAGAAUGGUAUUCUUCGAACUCGCAACCUUGCUGAUCGUCGAGAGGUCAUGGCACUGCAGAAACUCUGGGAGUAUCUGUGGUCAGCACUCACCACGAUCUUUGACGAGACCGAGGCAUGGCACCUCCGGGGUAACGACAAGUCUGUUAUGCUCGAGUUCUGUCGAGACACGAUUCAAUUUGCCGACUUUCUGUUCGACCAGUAUGGUGUCUUCCUCGGAGCUGUAGGAAACGCGGAUCCAAGCCAAACAUCCGCAUCCGAGAACUUCCUCAAAUCUCCAACUGCCACAAUGAGUGCCAUGGUGAAAUGGUUGAGGUUGAAGGAUGAAUUUUUAGCUACUACACUUGUCGGGCUAGUUUCAAAGCUUUUGCGUAGACUGGGUGUAAUGGAAGUUACCACCGUUAAGCCCGAUGCGUUGAGCUUCAUCGAGGGGGUUGCUGUCAACGCUACCAUCAAAACAAUUUUGACUCCUCGCGAGAAGGCCGAGUUGGUGCGUUCCCUGGAGGCGUAUUACAAGAAACCUGUCGUUACUGCCUCCACUGCUGCCCUCAAAAAGCAGUCUUCCAUCACAGCUUUCGCCAAACCUUCCGAUGUUUCGAGCCCCUCUCGUGUGAGUGGUGAUGAGUUCGAUGAUGACUUGACUGAUCAAACCCUUCUUGAGCUUUCCUCGUCAGUGGAGUUCAACAAGGCUCGCGUGGCUGCCGAAACGAGGAGGAAAUCCGAGAAGGCGGCCAAGAUGCAAUUCCUUUCCUCCAGUCUCAAGGCACGCCCACCAGCACCUAAGCCAGUCGUUCCACCCCGUCCCAAAGAUGACGCAAGUUCCGUCCUAUCUUUCCGGGAAAAGCGUGAACGCGAGAAGGAGGCGAAGAAAAAGCGUGAUGCUGAACAACUUGCUAGGCUCAAGAAGAACGCGUCGGCCAGUGGUGUUGGAGAACAGACUGCCGAACAAGGCUCCGGCUUGAAAGGUAUUGGUAUCAAGGGCAAGGAUCACUCAAUCCCUGCCGAUAGUAUGAUGGUAUCAUCUGGCUCCGAAUCAGAUACAGAGAGCGAAGACGAACUGGACAAGGAAUUGUUUGGCGCCAUACCAAAGAAACCCGAUGCCGUUGCGGAAUAUGAGCUGAGCAAAAAGAAAUCACUAAUCCAGCAGCCGAUCAAAAAGGUCAAACGCCAGCGUUCGGUCCGGGACAUGCGAGCACGUCUAUCUCCCGAUCUCAGCUCUCUUCACCACUCCAUUCUAUCCUGGGACUUCUUCGCAACCGGCGAUCUUCCCCCCUCCUCCGGCCGCACUGACUACUCCCUCGUCUCGAACACAUUCCGCACACCGGGUGAUUAUCAGAGCACAUUUGAGCCUUUGUUGGUUCUUGAGGCAUGGCAAGGAUUCCAGGCAGCGAAAGACGAGGGCUCUUUCCGACCCUUCGAGGUCAAGGUUAUGACCCGACUUGCAGUCGACACAUGGAUUGAAUUCAGUACCCAGCCGCUUGGUAUUCCUCCGAAGGACUUCAGCAUGGGUGAAGGUGAUCUUGUCUUGUUCUCCACAUCAUCGAAACCGACGAGCGACCAGAGUGCGCCUCAUAUACUUGCUCGUGUUUGUAAUGUGAACCGGAAGAGUGGAAAGUUGGAGGUCACGUACCGGGUGAACCCCACAAACAACAAAUUCCUUUCCAAAUUUGGGCCUGGCACCGAGACAUGGGCAGCCAAGAUCACUUCCUUGACCCCCGUGGAGCGUGAGUACGGCGCAUUGAUGGCAUUGCAAUACUAUGAUCUGUGCGAGGAGAUUGUCUUGGCUAAACCUUCGCCGCUUCUCACCUAUUCGGAUACAAGGCUGCAGCCCAUCAUGGACAACUACACUAUCAAUCGUGCUCAGGCGAAGGCCAUCAAGUCUGCCGUUGACAAUGAUGCGUUCACUCUGAUUCAAGGUCCUCCCGGUUCCGGAAAGACCAAAACUAUCAUCGCGCUUGUUGGAAGUCUCCUCAGCAACGUUCUUGGAAACAAAGCCGUGAGCAUCAACAGUGGUGCGCCUGCCGCUAGGAACACAAUGUCUAAGAAACUUUUGCUUUGCGCCCCCAGUAACGCUGCUGUUGAUGAAUUGGUCAUGCGAUUGAAGGAUGGUGUGAAGACAACUGAUGGCCGGAAGGAGAAAGUCUCUGUUCUUCGUCUGGGAAGAGGUGACGCGAUUAAUACUAAAGUGUUAGACGUUACUCUCGACGUCAUGGUCUCUGCUCGUUUGAACCAAGAUACCAGCAAAGGAGACAGCGUCGACAUGCAAAAACUCUACGAUGAGCACAAAAAGACCGAUUCAUCCUUCAAGGAGCUCCGUGGGCGUCUCGACGAAGCCAGAGCCAAAGGCCUGCCACCCCCGGAAGAGCUUGAACAACCAUACAUUUGCUCGUAA